AUCAUUUACACAAGAUUAAGAAAUUCCUCUAUAACUUGUCCAAAAAAAUAUUCCUUUAUAAGAAAAAAAGUUUAAACAAUGACCAAUUAUAAAUGGAAGCAUUUUCUAAGAAUCCGUUAAAACCUCUUUAUCCCUCUGUUUUUCCUCUGUUUUCAUUCUACCCAAAACAAGGAUCCAUUCUUCUUCUUUUUCUUCUUCUUCUUCUUCUUCUUUUCCUCAUCUCUUUCAAUUUCUGCAAAAAUUACAAACACCAUAACCAUUCUACCAUUUGUUGUUAUUGUUCUGCCAUUUGGGCCACAUGCUGUGGAAAACAAAAGAAAAAAAAGUUUAAACUUUAUCAUCGGAAUCUCCAUUUCACACCAUAAAAAUAACAAUACACGUGUUUAACCGAAACAAUAUCACUUUUUCCUUGAUGGUUCUUAUCUCAUGCAAAAGCUUGUAGAUUCUUUCUAAUGAAAGCUUCUUUAUUCUGCGUGUUCGAGAUUUAAAGUAGAAAAAACGUGACUUGGAAUCUAUGUCGUGUGUGCCAGCAAGAACGGGGAGACAAAGACAGCGUUAUGAAGACAACCUUCGACUUGUUUCUGGAUGUAUUCCGUAUAGAUGGAGAAAGGAGAAUGGAGAUGAGAUGGAAGAAACUGAGGAAAUGAUAGAAGUACUUAUGGUUUCUUCGCCAAAACGCGACGACCUUGUAUUUCCAAAGGGUGGUUGGGAGGAUGAUGAGACUAUCAUAGAAGCUGCUUGUCGUGAAGCUUUAGAAGAAGCAGGAGUUAAAGGAAUUUUAAGAGAAACUCCAUUAGGAAUGUGGGAAUUCAGAAGCAAAAGCAGUCAGGACUUGUGUAGCAUGGAAGGAGGCUGCAGAGGAUACAUGUUUGCCUUGGAGGUGACCGAAGAACUAGACGCAUGGCCUGAGCAGAAAAACCGUGCUCGCCAAUGGUUGAACAUAAAAGAGGCAUUUAGACUCUGCCGAUACGAUUGGAUGUGUAACGCACUCGAGGAGUUUACAAAAGUUAUGGCAGAGGAUACGAUGCUAAGGAAGCAAGACAAGAAUGUCGUCGACCUCCCUUCAGUCAUCUCAACAGAUGCCUCGGAAUGUCAAAGUGUGUCGCCCAACUGCUACAAAAGAUCAUCGAAUAUGCAGCACCACGGUGUGCCUUCUAAGGCGAAUCUACUGCAACGCGCUUCUCAAGAGAUAGCCAUCCAUUUUGGCUAUUGAAAUUGCUGUACACUUUUGAUGUUUUGUGCAUUAACUUCUUCAAACUGAUGAGACCAAAAUGUGAAGUAAUGGUUUGGACUUUGGAUGCUCGUGUCAGCAAUUUCGUAGUUGUAGGUUCGUUUUACUUGUUUCCUUUGUGAUCAUAAUGUAGAAUAUGGCGGUGAAAGUCUCAAGUGUAAAUGGACUUAAAUAGCUUGCUUCACCCCACAAUUCAUGAAAAACUUGUAAAAUAGCGGGCACCAUUUCUAGAAAUCUGGUUGUCCAGGCGAAUAACACCAUUGGUUGUGUUUUCUGUGAAAUUCAUCUCUCUUAUGCAUCAAACUGAUUGAACAUUAAGGUAUGCCUUUCAAGCUUUUCUUCUUA
Molecule: messenger RNA, 1576 nt
Organism: Lathyrus oleraceus (garden pea)
Lineage: Eukaryota; Viridiplantae; Streptophyta; Magnoliopsida; Fabales; Fabaceae
Product: nudix hydrolase 12, mitochondrial
Exons: 6
Coding region: 515-1213 (232 amino acids)
Cellular component (GO): cytoplasm; nucleus
Molecular function (GO): pyrophosphatase activity
Source: RefSeq, a predicted model, not a curated record